Molecule: messenger RNA, 1680 nt
Organism: Closterium sp. NIES-65
Lineage: Eukaryota; Viridiplantae; Streptophyta; Zygnematophyceae; Desmidiales; Closteriaceae
Source: the annotation of a GenBank genome assembly
AUGGAGAGCUCGAUAUCUUUAAAAGACGCGCCAGAAAUGGACUACAAAGAGGCGUUUCUAGACGUCAUGCUGGUUCCUGGCGGUACUCUCGAGGCGGUGCAGGAGCUCUACGACAUCUGCCACGUGGAGGCAUUCGUCGCAGCGAUGCUGGACAUUCGUGCGACCGCCGUCGCCAGGCGACGACUACUUGGCGUCGUCGGCCCCGGUACCACCAAGGCGGAGCAGUACACGGUUCGAGACAUGUUCUCAUUUCAACAGGACGCGAUCCCAACAGCCAUGCUGCGAAUAAGCGGCGUCCUGCACGAGCCCGCGACGCGCCUAUUCAACGACGUGUUGCGAUUCAUGGGCGUGCACGAGGGCAAGAUGCUCUCCCGCGCGGAAGAGGUCGCGCUGGUGGCGCGCGUGUUUUUGGACCUGGGGAAGGAGCCGCCGCUGCGAGAUGAGCUGUUUCUGCAGCUGUGGAAGCAGACGCGGGGGAACGAGUACAAGGCGUCCUGCCUGAAGGUGUGGGAGCUGAUGCGGCUGUGUGCGGGCGUGUUUCCCCCCACCACCACCGUCGCGGGGCCACUCUCCGAGUACUUCUCCUCGCUCGUCUCCGACGAGGCGGGGGACGAGGCCAUUCGAGAGGCGGUGCUGGCUGCGUGGAAGGCGCUGGAUCAUGGAUUGAAGCACGGUCCUAGAAGAUGCGUGCCGGGGCAAGAUGAGGUGCUCUCGUUGCUGACGCACACACCCCUGUCAGUGCCAGUGUAUCUGUGCGACGACACCCUUGAAAACAUCCCUAGCAGCGCCGUGACCACCAUUGGCGAGGCCAUGCAGUUGCUGCUGCAGAGGCUACAUGUGACAGACACCACCUCCUUCGCCCUCUUCACAUGCCGAAUUUACAAAUCCAUGGGGGCAACUCACAGCGACCCCACCAUUGACCACGUGCCUCUGGACCCAGAAGCGUACGUAUCAGACGUGAUGGCGGAGUAUGUGAAAGCAGCGCGUGGCAGCCUGGUGGCAUGCAAGCUGCUGCUGAAGAAGCGGUUCUUCAAGACAGACGAUGCUCUCGUUGCUGACCUGCAGCACGUGCGCCUCUGCUAUGCGCAGCUCCGGUACGACUAUCUCACGAACCACUAUCUGGUGACAGUGGAGGGAGCAGUGGUGCUGGCAGCGCUGCAAAUAGCCGGGGAGAUUGGGGUCAUUGCCAACCCUGAAACGGCCCUGGAGUGGAGCAUACAGAUGAAGAGGUCUAUCCCAAAGAUAGUGUCUCGCCUGCACUCCAAGGACGAGUGGAUGAACCUCAUCCUCGAACCCUACAGAACCCUGUGGUCAUUAGACCACGAGGCCACGAUGAGGGAGUUCGUCCGGAUCCUGCUGGAGAUCCCACAGGGCGGGUCCGUCUUCUUUGACCUGCGCACAGAGGAGGACACAGCCAACUACUUCCCCAAGCAUGUCAUUGUGGGAGUCAACCACAAUGGGCUACAUUUCCUGGAUGCAGAGAUUCGGUCGGUCAUCCACCAAGCAGAGUUGAGGGAGCUUGCAGAGUAUGCAGGGCAGCCUGUUCGAAUAUUCUUCAGCAUGACUCUACAAGACGAGCUACACUCGUUCGAGUUUGCUACUACCGGGGGGGACGAGAUAUGCUUCUUGCUUGAUAUUCACAUAGCAAAUGCAUUGAGAGCAUCUCAAGUUGUUGAAUGA